This is a messenger RNA of Salvia hispanica, 1250 nucleotides long. The record is from RefSeq and is a predicted model, not a curated record. NCBI's taxonomy places the organism in Eukaryota, Viridiplantae, Streptophyta, Magnoliopsida, Lamiales, Lamiaceae.
AUAAUAUGAUUUCCUUGAGAAUUCCCUUGAACUUUGAUCAUUGGUCCGAUUCUUUAUAACAUCAUGCUACGUUGCCCUUAUUCUAUAUUGGUGGCUGCUCUGAAGAUUGUUUUUUUUUUUCUUCUUUUUUACUCAAAUAACAAAUUAUAGAUUUUUUUCCCUACAUAGUUCCAACUAUGUAACAUAUAGGGUGGUUAAUUGAUCAGUUCGAUUAGCAACUGAAUUGAACUGAUUAGUCAGUUAACUGAGUAAAGAAUUAGCCAAAAUCCUUAAUGCGUUUGAGGCAAAGGAAGAUAUCUUCACAGAAAUAGUCCUUUGAAUUUUAGGACGUCUCAGGGACUAUAGGUUGACAUUCCUUUAAAGGCAGUAGAGGAGGCAAAUGCUUUAAUUCGACAUUCGACAAGUAUGUGUUGGUAUAGAUAAGCGCAUAUGAGUGGUUCAAACUCUCAGCCAAGGCAACAACAACAAUAAGCUAACUCCUAUUAACAGAAUCCCUUCCAUCCCUCAACUCUCACUGCAAAUAUGUCACAUGCCUUGGAGCUCAUAGCUUCCACUCACCCCCUUCCCUCAAUUCACCUACUGAGUGUGGAAUUGAUGGAUACUCCAUCGCCUCAUGAUAUUGAGAUUCGCGCUACUCAUCACAUUUCCAGUGAUAUCUCAUAUAUGAAUUCUAGCCUAGGAUACCAUGGAGGUAAUAAACUCCAACUUGGAAAUGGUAUACCAUGGAGUUUACGGACUCAUUCUCAAGGGCACUCUUAAACAAGUUAUGGAGCGUUCGACUUUCAGCAAAGGGUCCGGCGAGAGUGGCGGCGAUCAACGUGACCUUCGAUUCUGGUACGAGUGUUGCAAUUGCAGUCGACUUACUUCCCUUCGUAUCGUCAAAAGUCAUGGCAACCCUACAAGGGGAAACUCUACUUUGUUUGUGAGAAAAAAAGAGUGCACUUUUUUCAAGUGGUGCUCACCAAUCGAACCAAUUGAAGAAGACGAUGGUGUGGAAUCAUUGCCGACGCUGGACGAGACGGAUGGGGACAGUUUAGGCUUGAUUUUGGCAUCGAUCGAUGACAAUAAUCGAGCCAUACAGAAAUUAGCUAGUGUUGUGAAGUAUGGAUUUAGUUUUUUUGUUAUUGUGAUGUUGGCUUGUAUUUUGAUGUUGAAGUAAUGUAUGUAUUUUGGCAUUAAUGUGGAGUGAAAUCAUGAUGUAAAAGCUUUAUUUGGCAUGAUGGAUUUAGUAAUGUUUGAAUUUCUUUGCA